CGCUAUAAACGCGCAUGGGUUUUACCGGGAACACUUUGGUGUGGACGAGGCACAAACGCCAAUGACUAUGAACAGUUGGGUAUGUUUGAGCACGCGGAUAGAUGUUGCCGAGAACAUGAUCACUGUGAGCACAUCAUACGCUCUUUCUCUGUGAACUAUGGUGUCUUCAAUCCCACCCUCUUCACGGUCUCCCACUGUGACUGUGACCACAGAUUUAAACAAUGCCUUCUCAAUGGUAAUGACACCAUCUCCAACAUGGUGGGCUACAGUUUUUUCAACGUCCUAAAACUCCGCUGCUUUGAGAUGAUUCAAAGGAGGCAAUGCACACAGUACAACUGGUUUGGAAUGAUGAGUUUCUCUGUAAUAGCAUUGUGCCAGAGGUGGGAGUAAGUUACCCACAUUGAAGUCAUAAGAAAAGAAGUCAUCGAGUCAAGUCUCAAGUUGCAGUGCACAAAAUAAAACAACUCAAGGCUAUGGCUCACCUCAAGCAAGUCAUGUUGAGUCCUGCGAAGAAAGUCACUCUCAAAGUACCAUGCAGAGGUUACUUUUCACAAGCAGUUAUGAACUCCCUGAAUAACACAGAUCUGAGAAUGAUCUGAUCUGAGAUCAAAAAUAAUACCUCUCUAAAACAAUUUUAGAGUAAUUCACCAAGUUUAAUGUGUUAAAGAAGUUUUUUUUUCUGUUAUGCUUGCACUAAUUGACAGCGCAGCUUGAAACCCUGGUUGAAAAUCCAGGUCUUGUUUCCUCAGCCAUUUUCCAUUUCCUAACUUUUUGUAGUGAAUCACUUUUGACAAAAAUGUUGACAGCAGUUUGUUUAGUAUUGUACUCUAGCCCAGAGUAACAUUAUGCUGGUGGAACUGAUUUUCAAUCUCUCACUGCAGGUGCACAAUGGUCCAGCUCGCACCUGUGGCAGUAUUGAAAGAUUCGACACCAUACAAUUCCACCAAUCUAAGUAAUGA
Pimephales promelas (fathead minnow) is the source of this 959-nucleotide messenger RNA. The record is from RefSeq and is a predicted model, not a curated record. NCBI's taxonomy places the organism in Eukaryota, Metazoa, Chordata, Actinopteri, Cypriniformes, Leuciscidae.